Messenger RNA from Wallemia ichthyophaga EXF-994, 840 nucleotides. RefSeq names its product 60S ribosomal protein L15-A. The transcript has 3 exons. Gene Ontology annotation, cellular component: ribosome; cytosolic large ribosomal subunit. The coding region runs from base 1 to 840 and encodes 279 amino acids. Gene Ontology annotation, biological process: cytoplasmic translation. The record is from RefSeq and is a predicted model, not a curated record. NCBI's taxonomy places the organism in Eukaryota, Fungi, Basidiomycota, Wallemiomycetes, Wallemiales, Wallemiaceae. Gene Ontology annotation, molecular function: structural constituent of ribosome; RNA binding.
AUGUCAGCCAGUGAUAUUGUGACAUCCGAAUUCACUUACACAGUUACAUCUGGUACGUCAGAGUACACCAGCGUGGAUAAAUCCGUAGAAGCUACACGCACACACACACUACACACAUCACAACACCUACACCCCGCCCACUCCCGCCGAUUCCGCCUAAUAAAAUUUUGGAUUUCUUCUCUUCAAUUGCAAAAAUCUGGCGAUUCGCUUCUCAGCAGCUUACGGUGUACAAAAAUGGGUGCCUACAAAUACGUCCAAAGCAUCAACCAGCACAAGCAAAGUGACUUGGUCAAGUUUAGACUUCGUGUUAUGGCAUGGUACUUGAGACAACUCACCGUCAUCUCACGUGCACCUGGUCCAUCCAACCUUGUCCGCGCCAGACAGCUCGGUUACAAGAGAAAGCAAGGCUACGUAAUCUACAGAGUGAGAGUGCGUAGAGGUAACCGUAAGCGCCCAUGUCCAAAGGGUGUUACGAACGGUAAGCCAGUAAGACAGGGUAUUAACCACCUCAAGCCAUCGAGAGGCCACAGAGCUCUCGCUGAGGAACGUGUCGGUCGUCGCUGCUCCAACCUUCGCGUACUCAACUCUUACUGGAUCAACCAAGACGGUGUGUACAAGUUCUACGAAGUCAUUCUCGUCGAUCCUUCACACAAGGCUAUCAGAAGAGAUGCUCGUAUCAACUGGAUUUGCGACGCUGUUCACAAGCACCGUGAAUCUAGAGGUCUCACCGCUGAAGGCAAGAAGAACCGUGGUCUUGGUAAGGGUCACAGAUUCAACAAGACCCCUCGUCGUGCUACCUGGCGCAGAAACAACACCCUCUCUCUCACCCGUUACCGUUAA